Peronospora farinosa is the source of this 423-nucleotide messenger RNA. The record is from the annotation of a GenBank genome assembly. Lineage: Eukaryota; Oomycota; Peronosporomycetes; Peronosporales; Peronosporaceae.
AUGCAGUCACUCAACUGUGAACUACAGGCGACGCAGCAGUCACGAGAUGGUGGCAUUGAUCAUCAGGGAUCAUGGACGUUGCCAGAUUUAGAAGUUGAGGUGGUGACACAGUGCAAGAACGAGAGCAAACCAGUGGGCGUUCACUAUGUGCGAGAAUUCUAUGGCGUGCUGGGCCUCUUUCCACCUACAACUGUGGGGCUAUUUGCCUCGGCAUCAGGCUACAGUCUCUAUGCGCAGCGGUUCUUCUUACGGACGACACAUCCGGCAAUUCUUUGCACCGUAGAUAUCGUAUCAGGUCGUCUCACUUCCUUUUUACUAAACGACAGUUGCCAAACGCUGCUGCCCAAGCUUACAGUAGGCUCCUUGUUCGUGAACCAGGAGCAUGCUCUCGUGCUCACCUACGGUGACAAAAUCCUCGGCUAA